ACAAAUGAACAGAUCAUGUGUCCUCCCGUAUUCCAAUCAUGGCCAUUUCCUGAAAAAAUCGUUUGAAACUUUUGCGCAUUUAUUCUGUUGAUUUACGGCUUUUUCAUUAUCGAGAGUUUAUCCUUGCUUUGAGACUUAUGCAUUUUCUACUAUCAGACGCAUGUUUAAAGUUUGCCGCAACUACUUUGAAGAAAAUGGAGAACUGACUGGCUAUGACGUCUUUAACAUUGAAUACAACUCUGACAACAGCAACCCUGUCCGGCAAUGCCACGGAAUCUUUUUCAAACGCAACACCAAUGGCCGGUGUUCCCUCCAACACCAUUACAUUUGUUUCCAUCCUAUAUAACUUAACAAUCACAAUUCCAAGUGCAGCAAACACUACAAUGUCGGACUACUCGGACUCUGAGUACUAUAAAAACGAUGAUUACAGUGAUUCGAAGAUUGAUUCACAUGGUAGCAACAAAACAGACUACUACUACGAUCAUUACAGUUACUAUGACUACGAUUACAACACUUCACUUGACUAUUCACAAUACUUCGACGAAAAUCAAAAGGUGGUUACGCAAGGAGAUUACAGUUACAAAGGGUUUCCCUUUGAAAAACCUAUCUAUCUGUACGUUUGGCCGAUAUUAGUGUUUUUCACGACGAUAUUAAACAUAUUUGUGGUGUUGGUUCUCACCGGAAAACGUAUGAGGAACGCUACAAACGUCAUAUUAAUUGUCGUUGCCGUUACCGAUUCUCUUACGGGUUUAAUCACCGUACCUAUGUAUAUCCGUGUGUACUCAGAAAGCUCCGAUGGAACUCUUCAUCUCUCCAAAGUGUGGUGUGAAGCAUUUAUGGUGAUCAAGUUCUUCGUUGGCAGAUCAUUUCACACGAUGUCAAUUUGGCUAACAGUACUCCUCGGAUUUCAAAGAUUCGUCUCCGUUACGUUUCCAUUUCGAGCAAACACUAUGUUCUCUGUUUCCAACACGAUAGUUUAUAUCUUGUUCGUGUUAAUCGCUUCUCCGCUCGUCCAUAUUUAUCAUGCCUUUGACAGCAAGACAAAUAUCCCGGGUUCCUGUCAAUGGGAAAUAAGCAAAGAUUGUAACGGGGGAUGCGCAUAUGUUUGGAUAAUGUUUCUGCUGAUGAACUUCAUUCCUUGUGUUUGUCUGGUGACAUUCUCUGUCAUCAUGAUUAUUACGAUGAACAUGGCCACAAAGAAAAUGAAGCAAACCCAGAUGAUUUCAAAUGCUGAGAAACUGCAUAAGCGUGCGUUGGAAAGUCGGAGAAUCUCUUUGAUAGUUAUGGCAGUAGUCGUGGUCUUUCUUGUACCCGAAAUACCCCAUGCUGUCUUCUUGCUGGUCUUCAUACUGAAACACCACACUGGACACCAAAUGCCAUUGGUGACCAACAGGGCUUUGGUUUGUGCCUACGAGGUUAUUGUCGUUCUUAGCUUCCAUGCAAACUUCUGGAUAUAUCUUAUCAUGAAUCGGAAAUUCAGAAACGGACUCAACAGAAUACUUGUAGACCCUGCGUAUUCAGUUCUCGCCAAGUUUGGUGUCUAUCGCAAUCUUAGACGCAAGUCGAGCUGUACAUCCAUUCGAACCCAACAAUCGGAGAUAAAUACGCAUACGUUCGUUUCAAAAACCCGCAGUAACUCAUUCCGAAGGCAGUCGUCGCUUUCUGAGAGAAGACCAUCACGAAGCUCUUCUUCACACAGAGGAUCGCUGCAUCUUGAAAUGAAAAUGUACACCUUCAAAAACCCUCAGGACUUGGAAACCUAAGGACUACGUUUAAUUUAUAUACACUGAAAAUAGAUUACUCCUCGGGAGGUCUUUUUGCGCGAAUUUUAGUUUUUUUUGCUCUAUGUAUAAGGUUAACAUUAGUAUAAUUCGCUACGGAUUAAAUUCGCGGCCUAAUUGAUUUGGGAAAAAUCACGAACAUUAAACGCCUGCGAACAAGAACAAAUCUACAAUAGUGUUUCUUUGUAGUGUGAUUUUCAUGUCAUGUAUUUUCUUCUUUAUACCUAGUAAUGAUUUAUAGCAUUUUUCAUUUCUAAAGUGAACUUAAACUUUGCCGUUUAAAUGUAAAAAUAAAAUCAAAAGAUUGUUCGAGUUAGUAAUAAGCUUGCUUUAACAUUUUAAAUUUUAGAACCAAUCUUUGUUAUACAUAGUUUAAAAUGAUGUUUGUUUUUAUUUGAUCAAAAUAACAGCAUGUUUUGUUUACAUAGAUCCCGGAAACGUUGUAAUUUUCUUUCAAAGCAAAUUUUACUAUUGUCAUCAAUAUUAAAAACAUUAAUAAUAAAGAAAUAACCCUGAAUGUAUUAUGUACUCUUUAUAAAUCACACAAGGCUCAUACUCAUCCAGUAGCAUUAUAUUUUAUUUUACUCAUCUUAUUUCUACAUGGUGAAUAAGAUGAUUGUCCUCCGAAUGAUACUCUCCUUUCUUUCCUAAAUAUGUGUGUACAUAGCAUGUAUUCCUAGUCUGUUUGUGUGUUUUUGUCCUUAUUUUGUGUAAACACUCACUUUGUUUGUAAGAUAAUAAAGUCAUAAACAUUAAA
Mya arenaria is the source of this 2538-nucleotide messenger RNA. Its product is annotated as sex peptide receptor-related protein 2-like. Gene Ontology annotation, biological process: G protein-coupled receptor signaling pathway. Gene Ontology annotation, cellular component: membrane. NCBI's taxonomy places the organism in Eukaryota, Metazoa, Mollusca, Bivalvia, Myida, Myidae. The transcript is spliced from 2 exons. Gene Ontology annotation, molecular function: G protein-coupled receptor activity. Bases 213 to 1763 code for a protein of 516 amino acids. The record is from RefSeq and is a predicted model, not a curated record.